Molecule: messenger RNA, 960 nt
Organism: Phaeoacremonium minimum UCRPA7
Lineage: Eukaryota; Fungi; Ascomycota; Sordariomycetes; Togniniales; Togniniaceae
Product: putative homogentisate -dioxygenase protein
Exons: 1
Coding region: 1-960 (319 amino acids)
Biological process (GO): L-phenylalanine catabolic process
Cellular component (GO): cytoplasm
Molecular function (GO): homogentisate 1,2-dioxygenase activity
Source: RefSeq, a predicted model, not a curated record
AUGGACGAAACGUCGGCCUUCUACUCGGCGGACGGUGACCUUCUGAUCGUCGCUCAGGACGGCGUCCUUGAUAUCCGCACUGAGUUGGGGUGGCUGCUAGUUAGGCCGAUGGAGAUCGCCGUAAUUCCACGCGGUGUAAAGUACCAGGUCCACCUUCCUGAUGGACCUGCUCGUGGUUACGCCCUGGAGCUGUAUCAGGGCCACUUCAACCUGCCAGAGCUAGGUCCAAUUGGUUCCAAUGGUCUUGCCAAUGCACGAGACUUCCAGGCACCUGUAGCGAGUUUUAGCGAGGACUACGGGACUGUCGCGUUCGACGGGCCAACGACGUAUUCAGUGACCGUCAAAUUCAACAACACACUUUAUACAACCCAGCAGCCGCACACACCCUUUGACGUGGUAGCCUGGCAUGGGAACUACUACCCAUACAAGUACGACUUGGGGCGCUUCAACACGAUUGGCAGCAUCAGCUUCGACCACCCGGAUCCGAGCAUCUUCACCGUGUUGUCUGCACCCUCGGAGCACCCAGGCACUGCUGUUGCCGACUUUGUCAUCUUUCCGCCGCGCUGGCUCGUCGGCGAGGACACCUUCCGGCCCCCCUGGUAUCAUCGCAACACCAUGAGCGAGUUCAUGGGCUUGAUUCGCGGAGGCUAUGAUGCUAAGAAGGGCGGAGCGGGCGGGUUUGUUCCCGGAGGGGCGAGCCUCCACAAUGUGAUGAGUGGCCAUGGUCCCGAUGCGGACAGUUACGAGGGGGCCAGGAAUGCGGAGCUAAAGCCCGCCAAAGUCGGCGCAGGCAGCUGUGCGUUCAUGUUCGAGAGCUGCUUGAUGGUAGGAGUCACAGACUGGGGUCUGAAGACAUGCGCGAAGGUGCAGGAGGAGUAUAACGAGGAAAGCUGGGGGUCCGUAAAAGUGCAUUGGCGACGGCCAGAGGGAACACAGGAUGACGGGCACCUGCUCAAAUGA